AUGUCUAUGAUGGACAAUGGCACAGAUGACAACUACCUCAAAUUGGUAGAUGCCACUCAUGAUUUAUCAAAAUUCUCUAGACAGAUGACUCCAUCAAAGGACCAUAUUGACUGGCCCUCUUGGACUAAAUGGUCUUGGAAGCAUGUUUAUCUUCUGAAGGACAUUCAUGAAUCACGGAAAAUGCUGGAAGCCAGCCUAAACAAACUUAGGAAGGCCAAUAUUUCCAAUUCGUCAUCGGCCAUCUCUGUGGUGUUAGGAUUGGGUAUGCUCUUUAGGGAGUGUAAACAUGCGAUUGAGUAUGAGGAAGAUGAAGCUUCUUUGGAUACCCCUAUCUACCUUGCUAAUUCCAUCUUCGAUUUCUCAGUCUUACAUCUCCUGGAGGAGGUAGUACCUGAUGUCUUGUGCUCUGUAGUGGCCAUCAUUGAGUUGGAUAUGAGGAAUAGGUAUAUGGAGCAGGAGGAGCAGGAGGUGGAGGUGGUGGAGCAGGAGGAGUAG
Suillus bovinus is the source of this 495-nucleotide messenger RNA. RefSeq lists its product as uncharacterized. The record is from RefSeq and is a predicted model, not a curated record. NCBI's taxonomy places the organism in Eukaryota, Fungi, Basidiomycota, Agaricomycetes, Boletales, Suillaceae. Bases 1 to 495 code for a protein of 164 amino acids. The transcript has 3 exons.